UCUCUGCAGGUUCUGAGGUCCCACCACCACGUACCUGAGCUUCAUGGAAAGAGAAAAAGGGAAGGCAAACUUUGCUGUUGAUCAGAAGCUACAGCUGUGGAUGGUUCAGUAACUGUUAGCUGCAUUGGUUCCAGUCUUCUUUGCAGCCCGGUCAAACACACAGUAGAAACCAGAAUCAAAAUCAGCUGGAAACACUCCUGAAAAUAGGCAAAAUUACAUUCUCAAAUCCCCCCAUCUGUGAGAAGUACACCUUGUCUGCAUUGAUGGACAUGUGGAAAACAGAAAAGGUGCCCUUUUCCUUAUCCAAGGUAACUUAAAAUUCUGUGCAAUGACUUCAGCAUCAAGCCUAGCCAGUGAUCCUGGAAAUAAAGCCAGCAGGACAAAAACACUUCCUGGCAGUGAGUAAUUCCCUUCUGUUGGAUGUAGCGUAUGUUGUCCUUACGAGCUAACACGCUUCUCAAUUCCAUUUUGAUUUUGCCAGUAGUUAACAAGGACUGCAAGAAGAAGGCAAUGUGGCAGAGCUUCAGGUCCACAGAGGUUGCCUACUAUGACCAUUAGUCUGCUAUCGCUGGCUGGAUUGUUACCGUGCAGUCACAGAAAUUAAAGAUCUGCUGGCGUUGUCUGGGUCUUGUUCAUUCCUCAGUGUGUAACAAGUGGAAGGUUUAACAUUAGUGGUUGAUGAUAUGCCCUAGUGCACGUUUUAAUGUAAUUUCAAUCUCCUGCAUUUGUGUGAGGCUUCUCAAGGCUUCAGCACUAUGUUCCCUGAUUUUUGUCAGAUUGAGAUAUUUCCUUACAUUUGGCCUUCAUCCCACAAAGGCAACAUCUGCAGGGCUCUCACACAGUGACGCCAGUCUACCUCAGCCAUGGCUUGGCCUCAGCCUCCUGAAGGACAAGUGCGCUGGGGCUCCUGCAACACAACUUAGAGUAAAAACCAGGUCAUGGCAUUGACACAUAGCCGCACUCGUAGCUAUAUAUACAUAGAUCAACCUCUGGCUGGGGACCGGCUCCUCAGGUGCAGGCACCAUGGCUCGCUGGGAGAUCCUGUGCCUUGCCUUGUGCUGCUACCUUGGGGUAGCAUGGGCUACAACGCUGGGUGUGGUGCACACCGAGGGAGGAUUCGUGGAAGGCGAGAAUAAACGGCUGGGACUCUUCGGGGACUACAUCGACAUCUUCAGAGGGAUCCCCUUUGCUGCCCCACCAAACACUCUGGAAGACCCCCAACCGCAUCCUGGAUGGGAAGGAACGCUGAAGGCAAAAGAGUUCAAAAACCGCUGCAUGCAGAUGACACUUGCGCAAAAUGAUGUCCGAGGGAAAGAGGACUGCCUCUACCUGAACAUCUGGAUCCCUCAAGGGAAGAAACAGGUUUCGACCAACUUGCCAGUGAUGGUCUGGAUCUAUGGCGGUGCCUUCCUUGUCGGAGGGGGACAGGGAGCCAAUUUCCUCGACAAUUACCUCUAUGACGGUGAGGAGAUCGCCGUGCGGGGCAACGUGAUUGUGGUGACCCUGAACUACCGUGUGGGGCCCCUGGGCUUCCUGAGCACUGGAGACUCAAACAUGCCAGGGAACUAUGGGCUGAAGGACCAGCAUAUGGCUAUUGCCUGGGUGAAGAGGAAUAUCAAGGCCUUCGGGGGUGACCCAGACAACAUCACCAUCUUCGGAGAGUCAGCCGGUGCCACCAGUGUCUCUCUGCAGAUACUGUCCCCAAAGAAUGCAGGCCUGUUCAAGAGAGCCAUCAGCCAGAGCGGUGUCAGCCUGUGCAGCUGGGCCAUCCAGAAGGACCCACUCUACUGGGCUAAAAAGGUUGGGCAACAAGUGGGCUGCCCCAUAAGCAAUACCACAGCCCUGGCCAACUGCCUGCGUGUCAGCGACCCCAAAGCUGUGACGCUGGCCUACCACCUGCAGCUCGUCAACCUGGCCAGUCCCCUGGUUCAUACACUUGCCAUCACGCCUGUCAUCGAUGGAGACUUCCUCCCAGACAUGCCAGAGAAACUCUUUGCCAACGCUGCUGACAUCGACUACAUCGCUGGGGUCAACAACAUGGACGGACACUUCUUUGCUGGCAUCGAUAUACCUGCUAUCAACCGCCCGCUGGUGAAAAUCACCACGACUGAUGUCUAUGACUUGGUCAAAGGACUCACUGUGGACAGGGGGGACAGAGGAGCCAACCUCACGUACGAUAUCUACACACAGCUGUGGGGCGACAACCCAGAUCAGGAAGUCAUGAAGAGGACAGUGGUGGACCUGGCUACCGACUACAUUUUCCUGAUUCCCACGCAGUGGACACUGAACCUGCACCUGCAGAAUGCCCGGAGUGCCAAGACAUACAGCUAUGUGUUCUCCCAGCCAUCUCGGAUGCCCAUCUACCCAAGCUGGGUAGGAGCAGACCACGCUGAUGACCUGCAGUACGUGUUUGGGAAACCCUUUGCCACCCCUCUGGGCUACCUGCCCAAGCACAGGACUGUCUCAGCUGCCAUGAUUGCUUAUUGGACCAAUUUUGCCAGGACGGGUGAUCCCAACACGGGGUAUUCAGAGGUGCCCAUUACCUGGCUGCCCUACACCACUGAGGGCGGUUACUACCUGGAUAUCAACAACAACUUAAACUACGAUUCCGUGAAGCAGAACCUGAGAGCCCCAUUCGUGAACUACUGGAACGCCGUCUAUCUGAAACUGCCGCAGGUUGCCACCACCCCGUAAACUGUGGAGCUGCUGAGAAACUAAGGAAAAACACCUUGUAAAGACAGACUUAGUUCAUUAAAGGCUUGCUUGUAACUGA
Oxyura jamaicensis (ruddy duck) is the source of this 2773-nucleotide messenger RNA. RefSeq names its product carboxyl ester lipase (gene CEL). Gene Ontology annotation, biological process: presynaptic membrane assembly; chemical synaptic transmission; neuron cell-cell adhesion. The transcript is spliced from 11 exons. Gene Ontology annotation, cellular component: synapse; cell surface; postsynaptic specialization membrane. The record is from RefSeq and is a predicted model, not a curated record. Lineage: Eukaryota; Metazoa; Chordata; Aves; Anseriformes; Anatidae. Bases 1024 to 2694 code for a protein of 556 amino acids. Gene Ontology annotation, molecular function: neurexin family protein binding; triacylglycerol lipase activity; sterol ester esterase activity.